Onychomys torridus (southern grasshopper mouse) is the source of this 1486-nucleotide messenger RNA. Its product is annotated as schlafen family member 12-like. Bases 194 to 1486 code for a protein of 430 amino acids. Lineage: Eukaryota; Metazoa; Chordata; Mammalia; Rodentia; Cricetidae. The record is from RefSeq and is a predicted model, not a curated record. The transcript has 5 exons.
UCUGGACAGGGGAAACAACAAGAAGACUGCCAGGACCCUGAGCUUCAAGGAACUCAGCUCCCAGGACAUAGAGAAUCUUGGCUCCUUGGCAUCUUCAGAGCUUCUUCUAUCAAAGCACAGACUGCUGAGGACUUGGGAGUCACUGGAGCUGUGGAAAGAAUAUCAUCUGAGACACAGAGCAAGUGCUUGGAAAAUGAGCAUCAGUGUAGAUCAAGAAAUGGACUAUGCAGAACUGGUUCUCUCUGUAGGGGAAAUCACAUUUGGAGAGAAGAAUAGGAAGUCAAUGAAAGACCCUCAACUGAGAAGAAGAGAGGCCCAAAAGAUCUCACAGGCUGUGUGUACUCUGCUGAAUUCUGGAGGGGGCGUGGUCAAGGCUCACAUCAAGAAUUCCAAUUACAGCUUGACCAGAGAUGGAGUAGGGCUGGAUUUGGAAAAUUCUUUUGGUGAUAUUCUUCCAUUCCCUCAUAAAUACCUACACUGCAUGCAGAACAAAGGCUACUUUUUAAUUUUUGUGAAACCAUGGAACGGGGAUAUCUUUGGUCUGCAUGUCCUCACCUUGAAAACUAAUUUUUAUGUGAGAAGCUUUUCAUUCUCAGUUGAACUGAAAAUGCCUGAUGCAGUGCAGUUCCUCAAAAUCAUGAAGAAUUCUGAACUGAAAUCACGUUUAAGAAACAGUUUGCCUGGAAAAUUGGACUCUGAUGAAAUUCUUGCCACAUUUUUUAACAAGGAAGAGUUGACUUUCAAGGAGACAUUCUGUUUCACUAAAUCCAAACUUGCUGAAGUUAAAAUGUCCCCUAAAAGGAAGAUUAAAAAAAUGAUUUUAGAGAUUCUCCCUAAAACUGUGUCUGCAUUUGCAAACACUGAUGGGGGAUAUUUGUUAAUUGGUUUAGAUGGGGAAAAACAGCAAAUCAUUGGUUUUGAAGCAGAGAGGAGCGAUCUUGAACAUCUAGAGAGUGAAAUACAGAAGUGCAUCCAACAGCUGCCUGUCACUCACUUCUGUGAGGAGCAAGAGCAGGAAAAGAUAAAGUACACAUGCAAAUUCAUCCCAGUCCACAGACCUGGAGCUGUGUGUUCCUAUGUCUGUGCACUCAGAGUGGAGAGAUUCUGCUGUGCUGUGUUCGCUGCAGAGCCCGAUUCCUGGCAUGUGGAAGACAACUGUGUGAAGAAGUUUACUACAGAGGAAUGGGUCAAGCUCCAGAUGGAUGCCCCACCAGGUUGUGGAAGGGGUUUUUCUAGGCGAAAAGAUAAAUGGACCCUUCAAUCAAGCAUCCCACCUCCUAGUCCUUGUCGUUGGUGUGCUGAUGACAUUCCAGAAGCUCAGCAUCAGAGUGCUCAUCUCCCAGUGGGGUCUAGAAAAGUGACAUGCUCUCCAGAAGCCCUCUUCAUGGAAUUCUUCUCAGAACAUGAAAGAUAUGAGGAAUUACUUCAUACAGAGUGGGCUCACUUCGUCAAGGAAUGCUGCUCAUCUCUAAGAGCUGGGCUUUGA